Phaeodactylum tricornutum CCAP 1055/1 is the source of this 1043-nucleotide messenger RNA. RefSeq lists its product with no specific name. The record is from RefSeq and is a predicted model, not a curated record. The transcript has a single exon. The coding region runs from base 1 to 930 and encodes 309 amino acids. Gene Ontology annotation, cellular component: membrane. NCBI's taxonomy places the organism in Eukaryota, Bacillariophyta, Bacillariophyceae, Surirellales, Neidiaceae.
AUGAACCAAAGAGAGAACCGCGAUAAGGAAACAUUCGUUUACGAGCAGCCGACAUUGACACGCGACACAAGAGAAAAACGCCAAGAAGGUUGCUGCAGUGGAUGUCGACAAACAUUCUUCGGUCUUAGGGAAUUUGGUUCGGACAGCUCAAACCCGCAACAGCUCGAUUUACAUGCUACGUUUGCUCCAAGGGGCGUUCUCAUUUUCAUUUGGAAAGCUAUCGUCGCCAUCUUUGUAAUAGCGACCUUCGUGUACACCCUUGUCGACUCGCAGUAUAGAGGAUUCUACUUUGCUUAUGUGACCAACUGGUCGCUUCUUGUUUCCUGCGUAUAUGUUAUCUUAAGUCUAUUCAACUCAUGCUGUGUAUCUCACCGUCAGCAUCCGGGUGAACGACAAAGAAUUGGAACCAUUACUGCAUUGACGUGGAUUUCUUAUGUUAUUGCUUCACACGCCGAGCCCUUGGUAACGAUCUUCUUCUGGUCGGCCGAGUACACACGUGAGCUCGAGGUAAACUUUGAUUCGCUGGCUCCACACGGUCUAGUGGCAGUUCUGAUACUGGUAGACGGGAUUUUAAUCAAUCGUAUACCCGUCCGUUGGAUCCAUUAUUGGUAUUUGAUCGUUCCCUACGAUUUGAUUUAUCUGCUCUGGACAGUAUUGCACUUUGUUUUUGAUGUUGGCAAUCCAAACCAGAGUGAUCAAGAUCCGAGUUCCAACGACGACGCUAUUUACCAAGUUUUGCAGUGGGAAGACGACUGGGAAAUGGCUUUGGUAUUGACCGUUCUUGUGUUUGUCAUUGGUCCUAUCUUCUUUUUUCUGCAACGGCGUUUAACUAUGUACAGAUUUCUCUGCGGAGACAACCGCUUACGAUUACGCUACAUACAAAACAAUGAUAAUGUGGAACCCGAUAACACAGGAGAUUCUGAUGUGUAAAUUCAUCUUUGACGAAGGGCUGGGUAGAUUGUGAGGCCUCUUGGAUUAAAAGAGGUUCAGCUGGAUACACAAUUCAUCUCCUUUAUGUAAAUAGGGAUGUACAUUGACGAUAA